AAGCAUCGCCAUCUCUAACGAUGAAGUUCCUGGCUAUCUGCAUUUUUCUAAUCUUCGCCCUGGUGGCCGUUCAGGCUCAUCCUGGUGGAUUCGGCGGAUUCGGUGGACGCGGCGGUUCGAACGCAGUUGCCAACGCGAAUGCCGCUGCUACCGCCGACAGCAGAGGGGGCGGUCCAGCUUCCGCCUCGGCCUCGGCCACUGCAACCGCCAACGCCAACUCCGGAGGAGGUGGAGGAGGACAUUUCAGACGCGGAUAGGCCCAAAAUGGAUUCAUAACUGUACUCUCAAAAAGUGGGCACGUCCGCGGACAGACCUCCUCAACUGAAACAAUACCAAUACCAAUAAAUAUUAAAAUG
This is a messenger RNA of Drosophila sechellia, 356 nucleotides long. Its product is annotated as alanine and glycine-rich protein. The transcript has a single exon. The record is from RefSeq and is a predicted model, not a curated record. The coding region runs from base 21 to 257 and encodes 78 amino acids. NCBI's taxonomy places the organism in Eukaryota, Metazoa, Arthropoda, Insecta, Diptera, Drosophilidae.